Messenger RNA from Cheilinus undulatus (humphead wrasse), 2507 nucleotides. RefSeq names its product nuclear factor 7, brain-like. Lineage: Eukaryota; Metazoa; Chordata; Actinopteri; Labriformes; Labridae. The transcript has a single exon. The record is from RefSeq and is a predicted model, not a curated record. The coding region runs from base 185 to 1576 and encodes 463 amino acids. Gene Ontology annotation, molecular function: protein binding; zinc ion binding.
AGCAGGGAGGCCUGGGAAUACUGGUUCUACUAGGAUACUGGGGAUACUUCCACUUUAAACAGGUAUUGAACCCCCCAACUGAAGCAGACUUUAAAAGAACUCAGAACCAAAGUGAAAGGAACUUUCUGGGACAGGGAGUAGCUUCCUGUUUGUUUGCUGCGUCCCCAGCUUCACUCCAGACAAAAUGGCUUCUAAGUUAGAGGAGGAUCUGAGCUGUCCAAUCUGCCUGGACAUCUUUAAAGAUCCCGUCAUGCUGACCUGUAGCCACAGCUUCUGUAGAGCGUGUGUGGAGAAGAGCUGGAAGGAUAAGGUGAGCAAGGAUUGUCCUCUCUGUAAGAAGAGACACUCAAAGCCAUGGUUACCUCCAGACUUGUCGUUAAAGAUCCUGUGUGAGACUUUUCUUCAGGAGAGAGAUCAGAGGGCUUCAGAGGAUCUCUGCAGUCUGCAUCAGGAGAAGCUCAGACUCUUUUGUCUGGACCAUCAGGAGCCGGUGUGUCAUGUCUGCAGAGAUUCAAAAAAACACAGUAGUCACCAAUUCAGACCAAUCGAUGAAGCUGCAGAAGAACACAAGAAGAACCUUGAGGAAACUCUGCAGCUCAUAAAGGAGAAAAUAAAGGCUCUCAAUGAAACUGAAGUGAAGUUUGAUCAAGCAGAAGCUCACAUCAAGGUCCAGGCCCGACACACAGAGAGUCAGAUUAAGGGGCAGUUUGAGAAGCUUCAUCAGUUUCUAGUUGAGGAAGAGGAGGCCAGGCUUCAGGCACUGAGGGAGGAAGAGGAGCAGAAGAGACAGAGGAUGAAGGUGCAGAUGGAGGCUCUGAGAGCACAGAUAGCAGAUCUUUCACAGACAGUCAGAGCCACAGAGGACCAGCUGAAGGCCCAAGACAUCUCCUUCCUGAAAAACUACAAAGCUGCAGUGGAAAGAGUCAAGCAGCGCCCCCUGCUGGAUGAGACACGGCUGCCCUCAGGAGCUCUGAUAGACCAGGCCAAACACCUGGGCAACCUGGGCUUCAACAUCUGGACCAAGAUGAAGGACUUGGUCUCCUACACACCCGUCAUUCUAGACCGAAACACUGCUGGAUCAAGACUCAUCCUUUCUGAGGAUCUGACCACUGUGAGAGGAGGAGAGAAGCAGCAGCUUCCUGAUAAUCCAGAGAGGACUGAUUAUCCCUGGUCUGUCCUGAGCUCUGUGGGCUUUGACUCAGGGACUCACAGCUGGGACGUCCAGGUCAGAGACUGCAGAUGGUGGUAUCUGGGAGUGUUAGCAGAGUCUGUCCAGAGGGAGGGAGACAUAGAGUCUGGAUUAUGGAGAGUAUGGUUCUGGGGUGGUGAAUACAGAGCACAAUCACCACCACAUGGACCCACUGAUCUCUCAUUGAAGAAUUCUCCAAAGAGGAUCAGAGUGACUCUGGACUGUAACGGAGGAAAGCUGUUGUUUUCUGAUCCUGAUACUAACACACUCAUACACUCCUUCAAACACACUUUCAGUCAGAGGAUGAUUCCAUACUUUAUGUGUGGGUCUGGUGACAUACUGAGGGUUUUACCAGAGAAGGUCUCUGUGACUGUGGGACUAAACUAAAACCAUAUCACAAUUUAGUCAUUUUUAACCUUUCAUGUGCCAUUCAGAUUUUUUCCAAACCAUUUUGGCUCUAUUGAAUGAAUAAAGUUCAAAUUUGCCAGAGGAUAUUCAUUUCUAAAUGUUUUUUUUUUAAGAAUUGUUGUAUCAGUUCCUAAUAUCAGCCAAAAAUGGCUAAGUUACACAAAAAACAUUUGUUUCCUCGGACGAAAAUCUAUAACCACUAAAAAUGCCAGUUUUUUUCCCACAUUUAUCUCAACUUAAUCUAAUGCAUUCCUUUAUGUUAAGAUUUCAUUUUGGACUACCAGCUUUCAAUUUACACAUUUUAUAUUUGUCCACCAGAUGGCGCUAAUUUUCCGAUUCAAAGCAUGCAGCAAAACGUCACACUUUUAACACUUUUUUUUCCCAGGGUGCCUUGCUACUGAAAUAAUAGGUGUAUUGCUAUUGAUGUUGGAUAAAGGUGUGUAAGGUGUGUUUGUGUGUCUUUUAUUUGAGUUUUUGUUCAUGUGUUCUAUUAAAAACAGUGGAGUUGUGUAUUUUUUUAUAGCUGACUUUAGGAAGCAGAUAUUUUUUGUCAUUAGGGACAAAUGUGUUUGGAUAUUUGAGGAACUCUUAAGGGUUAGGCUUAUUUUAGUAACUUCCUGUUAGUUAAAUGAUGACACUGUAAAUCUGACUCAUUGUGAUCAAACCUGUUCUAUUAAAGAGUCUUCUGUUUUCUUAUGGAAGAAUGGAGCAGAUAUCUUCUUUAUUGUUUGAUUGAAUCUGUUUGGUCUGGUAUAAAAAUGUCUGUCUUUAAGAUUUUCUCCUCAGGAUUUUAAACAGCUGUAAUGUUUAAACAAAUGCAAUCACUACAGAAAGUAUAAAAAUGUAAUUUCCUGUAUUCCUCUUGACCUUAUAGUCUAAUGUACUCUAUUUUUAAUUUCUUUUUGUGUUU